Molecule: messenger RNA, 970 nt
Organism: Drosophila serrata
Lineage: Eukaryota; Metazoa; Arthropoda; Insecta; Diptera; Drosophilidae
Cellular component (GO): extracellular region
Molecular function (GO): chitin binding
Source: RefSeq, a predicted model, not a curated record
CGACAAGACGGCGCGGAAGCGGACCGAGGACAAGAGCAAUAGCAUCUGUAUUUUAGAGUGAUCUCCGACGGAAGACCAAAAAGAUGUGGCAGGCGCUAAUAAUUCCACUGCUGCUGGCCCACAAUGCCAUGGCCGCCUGCAAUGAAUGUCAAAGUGAAAGCAAUGUGGCUUGUCACAGCGAAACCACCUUCUCCGUUUGCUACGAUGGAGUGCCUACGUAUAAACUCCUGCCUUGUCCCGAUGGUUUCUAUUGCACCGAUGGCUUUUACACUUGCUACCGCGGUGCCAGUCCAGUAUGUGAGUCAACCACAACGACGCCACCGACUACAACUACGACAACCGAAGCUCCUUGGAAUGCCGAGGACUUGUGCAAUGCAGCCACUAAGAGUACAUUUUUCGAAAACAAAGAUGAUCCCACCUGUACAACUUAUAUAUCCUGUUCGGUGAGCAAUACCGGUGUCCAUUCAGUGAAGAUCACGACAUGCAAGGAGAACCUUUACUUUGAUGCAAGCCUAAAAAUUUGCGGACCCACGAAGCCAGAUGGAUGCCUCGAGGCAGAAACGACAACCACAACAACGACCACGUCAACUACAACAACGACUACAACAGCUUUACCCUGGAGCAAGGAGGCUACUUGCGCGGAUAUUACCGUCACAACCUUGUUUACCAACGAAGACGAUCCCACUUGCACUACCUACGUAUAUUGUUAUAUUAGCAGCGGUGUCAUCAAGGCUUUGAUAAAGUCUUGCAAGGCAAACCAAUAUUUUGACUCCUCUGAAAGAGUCUGUGUCAGUACCAAACCCGAUUAUUGUACAUAAACCAGCAAAUUCUGAUGAAUUUCGAAAUACAUCAUAAAAUGAUUUGCCAAUAAAAUCACUAAUAAUAAAAACCACAAUCAUUUAUUGCAUCCCCAUUAAGUUCAAAGAUAAGCAGUACUUGGGAGAACCUCCUCCGAUAUAAAAGCCCAUUU